AUGUCUCUGCCGACGACCGAAUUCCUCUUCUUCAAGGCCUCUGAUGCGUUCAAGGCCGACCCCGAGGGCACGACUAAGGGGGUGUUCGACAUCGUGUUGAAGAAAGCGGGAAGCCAAAGCCCUGCGUUUGUGGGUGCACAGAUCGACGAGAGCGAGACGCGCAAGGCCGAGGGCCUGACGUACAACUUGGGAUACGUCUUCCUCCACUGGGACACAUGGCAGCACCACCAGGACAUCAUCGAGGCGCCCGACUACCCCAACGUCCUCAACGCCCUCGUUCCCGCCGUCGCCGGGGGCGACCCUGCGAAGGCGGGCGCGACGAUGUACCAUCUCGAGAACUGGAACAGCUCGCCCCAGCCCGCUUUGAAAGACUCCAAAACCACCGAGGUGCUAAUCAUCGAGCUCAAGGCCCCCGAGCACCGCGCGCGCGUCGAGGAGAUCCUGCAGGCGCUGUCGGACGGGACGAAGGGCCUGCUGGUGUUCUCGAAGGCGAAGGAGGCGCCGGAGACGUAUGUUGUUGUCGCGGGCUGGGAUAGCCCUCAGCAUCACUGGGACACGAUCAAGGCGCCUGAGAUCGACGCGGCGCUGAAGGAGCUGUAUAGCCUGGCACCCAAGCAGAACGGACACAUCUUCCACACCGAGCUGAAGCAGGUUUCCUGA
This is a messenger RNA of Coniophora puteana RWD-64-598 SS2, 660 nucleotides long. RefSeq lists its product as uncharacterized. Bases 1 to 660 code for a protein of 219 amino acids. NCBI's taxonomy places the organism in Eukaryota, Fungi, Basidiomycota, Agaricomycetes, Boletales, Coniophoraceae. The transcript has 4 exons. The record is from RefSeq and is a predicted model, not a curated record.